GCGCAGGGAGCGUGAGAGAUGGCGAGUAGUGGCGCGGAGGGGGUGUGCGGGUGGGGGCGCUGGCAGGCGCGGCUGGCGCUGCUGCUGGCGCUGCCCGUGCUGCUGACGGGCAUGUACUGCACCAACUACGUGUUCCUGGCCGCGGCAUCCAAUCACAGAUGCCUGGUCCCAGAAUGCGAAGGCAACUCGAACGAGACGUCGUAUUCCGCGGCGCGCGCAGAUUGGGGUGGGUACGCGCUGCCCAAAGAUGCGUGCGCGCGCUACCAACCCCUUGACGACACGUGUGGGUCGGAGUCGUUCAAGCAGACUCUGAUGGAGUGUGAGGAGAUAGUGUACGAGUCACACAGCAGCAUCGUGGCGGAGUUUGGCCUGGGCUGUCAAGAAUGGAAACGCUCGCUGGUGGGCACCAUCCACAACGUGGGCAUGCUCAUCUCGCUGCCCAUCAUUGGGCACAUUUCUGACCACUACGGCCGCCGCACGGCAUUGAUAGUAAGCGGCGUGGGUGCCGGUAUCCUCGGGCUGUGCAAGUCUUUGGCUGGAUCUUACUACGCGUACCUGAUGUGGGAACUAUUAGAAACCAUCCUGGGCGCCAGCGUCUACCCAGCGGCUUUCGUGCUCAUGAUCGAAUGGCUGGGUGUCGAGCACCGGAUCCUCGCCAGUCUCGUCCUGGGCAUCCCCCUGGCCUGCGGCGCCGCGACGCUCUCCCUUCUCGACUACCUAGCUGGCUAUUGGCGUACUUGGUGCCGCAUAGCCUACCCACCGUCCUUGCUCUUGCUGCUCUACCCCUGGCUCUUACCGGAGAGUAUCCGCUGGUUGGCCAUUCAGAACCGCGUGUCAGAAGCCGUCGCGGUGAUGAAACAGGCGGCGCGGUGGAACCGCGUGCAGGCCUCGGAUGAGGCGUUUGAGAAGAUGCUGUGUGAUCAGAAUGAGAAGACGCCUGUGGCUAAGGUUGAGGAGGAGAGCCUAUUUGCCGCUUUUCUCAAAUACGGCGCCCUCCGACGCCGCCUAUGCGUGUGCUUCGUGUGGUGGAUCUCGGCCGUGUUCGUGUUCUACGGAUUAGCGGUGCACGUGCACGCUCUGGGCGGCUCCGCGCACGCCACCUACGCCAUGGUGGCGGCGGCCGAGCUGCCUGCCCUGCUGCUCAACACGCUGCUGCUGGACCGUGCUGGGAGGCGGCCGGUGCUGACGGCUGCGUUCCUCACGACGGCCUGUGCGCUUGUCGCGAUUUCCUGUUUGCCAGAAGGUAGCGGCUGGUGGGCCACAGCGCUCUACCUGAUCGGCAAGCUCGGCGCCACCAUGUCCUUGAACGCGCUGUACGUGUACACAGCUGAACUGUUCCCCACUCGCGCACGGCACCGUCUGCUAGCCGCCUGUUCUACCUGUGGUCGGCUUGGGGCUGUGCUGGCUCCGCUUACACCUAUGCUGGGGCAGUUGAAGCCGUGGCUGCCGACAGCGAUCUUCGGCACGCUGCCGCUGCUGAGCGCGGCGCUUACUCGACUAGUACCUGACACAUUGCACGCGCGGCUACCUGACUCCUUCUCUGAUUUGGAUCCGGCGCGCAUCCGCGCUGCUGAUGUCUGAACUCAUUGCUUAAGAAUUCUGUAGUGGCCAAGAGAGGUCGCUACGUUACUACACAGCAGGACUUGAAGCGAUAAAUUGGUAUUGUGAUUGAUAAUAUAUUUUGUGGUCUUGUGAGGAGCCGUUACAACUAUGUCGGUAGAUUGAGAAAGGUGUGGAAAAGCUUUGUUUGGGACUACUAGAAGUUGAAAUUCUCGCCGGCAAUUGACGGGACAGUUGAUGGAUAUAGUGACGAUUUAAAAUCUCGAGCUUAUCGGCGGAACGAUUCCGCUGUGUGAAAUAUAUUGUGAAAUAUUGAAUAGGGAUCAUGUGCUAUGCAUAUUUUUCUUUGUUUUUUAGUUAAGUAGAAUUAUUUUAAUGUAUACUUUCAUUGAGAUUGAUCGGUAUAGUAAAAUAUUAAUACGAGUAAAUAAAGAGCAAAAAGUGUACCUAAUGAAAUUCACUGGUCUUGCAUAUGUCAAACGGUGUUGUUUUAAGCACUUGAUAUUAGCGAAGCCAUGUAUUGCGUUAAUAACUUAUAAGUUGUUCCGGGAAGCUUGUAGUCUAUUAUAUUAGAGGCCGUCUAAGCUAAAACAAUUCUGCACAUACUUGACAGAGUGCGGAAGCGUCACCAUAAAGGCCAAAUUUCUAAAUACUGGCGCUUCAUUUCUUUGUCAGUGCCAAGUCGGUGCACCUUAGAUGGACUCUACAUACGUACAUAUAAAGAUUUUACUGUACAGUGACCUGCAUUAAUAUAUUAUGUUACUCUUCGGAGGCCGUGAAACUAUGUGACACGCUCUUAUGGCUCUACAAAUAAGAUAUGUAUUUUGCGUAACUUAUUAUUGCAGGUGCCUGUACGAGUAAGAUUGGUUACUGGAGGUGAAAAAAUGAAUAAAUACUUUUUUCUACAAUUAGGAAAGAUUAUGUCAAUAUUUUGAAAGCAAGGGAACGCCAGCUGUAAAAAAAGGAAACUGAAAUCAUUCAUGAAAUAAAACCAUUGAAACGGAUGAUGUCGCGUAUAUUGAAUUAAUCGUUGACCACGAAAGCUGUAAAGGGUAAGAAACGUCGGGAUGAAUUCCAUGUUGGUACCCGAUAUAAUCCGUUUCAAUAGUUUUCUUUCAUGAGUAACUAUCGCGGUAACCGAAGACAAUAUUCUGAAAUCAUUCCCCAAUCUUGGCAGAAUUUUGCUUUCUUAAAGUACAACCUAUUACUCGUAAGUCUAGCAAUUAACUAGAUUUAGAAAACUCUAGAGGUUGAAUUUAAUAUUAUUACUUUAGCGCGUAACAGGUUGAACUGAUUGUAAUAAAUGGUGAAACCAUUUUUUAGUUUUUAUAAUUGAUGAAGUUAAAUGUUUAAAGGGGCCCACUGAUUAACAGUCCGCCGGACGGUAUUGGCCUGUUAGUUAGAAUAUAGUUAGAACAUAAUUUUGACAGUUCCGAACAACUGACAGGCCGAUACCGUCCGGGGGACUGUUAAGUAAUUAGUAAUCCCCUAAAAAAAUAAUAGUUUAGUUUUAAUAAAAGCAUAAUUUACUUCUUUACCGACCUGCUAUGCUAUAAACUGAGUAUUGUGCUGUUUGUUGUUUCCAAUUAAUUGUGUGCCUACGCAGCACGCAGUCCUUUUGAGUUAAUUCAACAACUUUGCAGCUAUGAAAUGUAAAAGUUAAAACUUUUAACAUAUUUUUAUAGAAAUUUGACGGUUACUUUACCUACGGUAGCACUUCCACACUCGCCACGUACAGGUUAGCUUGCUCUGACUGUCCGAAUAUCUAAACUGAUUGUUACAACCAGUCGAUUGUGACGGAAUAACUGUUUGAAUGUUUGGUUUGGCUCGACUUGGCUAGAUAAUCGGCCCGAUUCGAACUUUAAGAUGCGUCAAUUAAUAGAUCUAGAAAAUAUAUGGAUUAGAUAUAUCAGUGUCAAAUGUGACGCUUCUUCGAACAAAAACGUUACUUUUGCUACUGACUCAUCACAUCCAUAUCGUUUGUAGAUCUUUUAAUUGACGUAUCUUAAUCGUAAAGUUCGAAUCGGGCAGUAUGUCACUUCGACAUGUUUUUAGUAAAAGUCACGAUUUUGCUAAAUAUACAAUUUCUUAUGUACAAUUUUUACAAAAUGCCAUAAUGUGUGUCUGCUACUCUUCACUUUUAAGUUAAUCACAAGAAAAAUUGCUAAUUAAAUUUCAAAAGGCGUCUCGAUUAAAAAUAUUUGAAGAUGUUGA
Molecule: messenger RNA, 3774 nt
Organism: Cydia fagiglandana
Lineage: Eukaryota; Metazoa; Arthropoda; Insecta; Lepidoptera; Tortricidae
Product: organic cation transporter protein-like
Exons: 8
Coding region: 19-1581 (520 amino acids)
Biological process (GO): transmembrane transport
Molecular function (GO): transmembrane transporter activity
Source: RefSeq, a predicted model, not a curated record